This is a messenger RNA of Stylophora pistillata, 9941 nucleotides long. RefSeq names its product 3'-5' exoribonuclease HELZ2. The record is from RefSeq and is a predicted model, not a curated record. NCBI's taxonomy places the organism in Eukaryota, Metazoa, Cnidaria, Anthozoa, Scleractinia, Pocilloporidae. Gene Ontology annotation, molecular function: RNA binding; RNA nuclease activity; ATP hydrolysis activity.
AGUAUGGCGGCUUUCCAUUUUGUUUUGUUUGAAACGUGAACGAUAUGUUGUUUGGUUGAGGGCAAGAAUAACGGAGUUGUUUUGACCUUAUGUCAUAUUUGUUGAAGCCAGAUUUUUCAAAUGUGUAGUUGUAAUGACAAACACAUCGGCCUACGGAACGUAUUCUUAAAUCGAUGAACUUAUACCUGCACAACUCCCCUUUGGAUUUUUUUCUUUAGUCUCUAUAGAAUUCUUGGAAAUGGUCUUGGUGGCAAGGUCAGCUGAUUGGAAAACUGGAAAGUGCCGUUGUACUGUUCAUCUAUGAACACAUCAUGUGUGGGAGACCUUGUAUGUGUAGGUUCAUGCAAGGUACUAGCUGAUAGAUACAUACUGAAAGGAAAUUGUAUAUAUGCAACCAAAUUCAACAACUACCAUGUCCAAUGCUGCAAAAUUGUUACAACAGCUUGAGCAUCUGAGGAGAAAUGGCCACCCUGAAAGUUAUCUGAUGGUUGAAGUAAGUGGGAAUCACAGCAUUCUUUGUGAUGAAAAACUCUAUGUUCCUCACAUUGACAAGAACAAGCCAGUCACCUGGACUUUUACGGUUGAAUCAAGUAGUCGUGUCAGACAGUGGUGUAGGUUGCGCCAUGUGUUCACACUCAAUCCAUACCUCCCAGAGUUCAGCAUUGUCCAGGUGAAUGCUAGUGAUCAACCAGGGGUUCCUCUAAGGGCAGAGUGUCAAGAGUGGCAAAACACCACUGGCCGUCCAGUUACAGCAUACCAAAUCACGUUCCGUUUUGUAUCUGCACACUAUGGCAGCUUUCAGCAGCGAGUUGUGUUUGAUUUUGCUGAGCAGCCAUUGGUUUACAGGCAGCUUGAAGUGGUAGUAGCCCCAGAAACUGAUUUAUUGCAUACAAUCCAGUAUCCUGUUGUCUGUGAAGAUGACAGCGAGUUAUCCUGGCUUGGAACAGGUCAAGUUGUGCCUUUUGAUCCAACUGAUAUUAAAGUCCAAAGGAAAUCCGCUUAUCAUCUCCCACCUGCCCUUGGUACAGCUCUAGAGUUGGGUCAUUUUGAUCAUCUGGAGGAACGCCUAACUCGUGGGAUGUACAAGCAGCGUUUGCACGUGCUUCUUCACAUCGAAGAAUUUGAGCGUCGACGACAGAUGACGAGGCUCACCAUACACUGCACAGAUCUUCUUUAUUGUACUCAGCCAUGUGCUACUGACCCGUCCCAGCUUACUAUUGUCCUUCCCGUCCAUGAGGAACUCAUGGAUGAUGCGACUCUCCUAAUCAAACGUGGAGGCCAUGCUCUGGUUAGAUUCCAACCACGCGGCAUGCAAAAUACUCUCCUGUACGAGGUGUUAGUAGAGAGUUUGAAGAAGAAUCGUGUAUUACUGCGUGCUAGCGCCGCACUAAAGGAAAGGCUCAGAUCUAAGGGGCCGCUUCCAGCUUCUGUUUGUUUUCGUUUCGUGGACACAUACCAACACAUGCACUCAGCAAUAGAGAAUGUCAAUUUAGAUGUUGUAUUCCCGGCUGUUCCGGAAGGAAUUAUCGAACAGUGGUCAAAUCCCUCGACGUGUGCCAAGGUGCUAAACGAAUCUCAAACCUAUGCCCUGAAAAAGAUGUUGUCACCUCAGCCGGGACCUCCUCUGUUGAUUCUGGGUCCAUUUGGUACAGGAAAGACCAGGACAAUUGCUGAAGCUAUAAAGGAACUUAUCUCGAUUCAGUUAAAAAGCUCAGCGAACUAUCGAAUUCUUCUUUGUACGCAUUCCAAUAGCGCAGCCGAUCAUUACAUCAAAAAUCAUCUCCAUCCUUUCCUAACAACCUCAAAUAUUUCAGCUUCGAGAUUCAAACCCUUGCGCAUUUGUUGGGAAAAUCGUUUUGUUAGCACCGUCUCUGACACAGUGCUUCAAUAUUGUCUUCUGGAUUUGCACAGUGGAAAAUUCGCAAUGCCUAACAUGGAUUCACUGAUGCAACACAGAGUUGUGGUAACUACUCUUGUCACAGCAGCCUCCCUGGCUAAUCUUAAUCUGCCCCCUGGAUUUUUUAGUCACAUCUUUAUUGAUGAAGCUGCUCAAGCUAUGGAAGCAGAAACGAUCAUCCCGCUGUGCUUUGCAGGACACAAUACACAGGUGGUCCUAGCAGGAGAUCAUCUUCAGCUUAACCCGCCAAUCAUGUCUCUGGUCUCUCAACGACUGGGUCUUGGUCGCUCUCUCUUAGUACGUCUCCAUGAGCUGUAUCCAUCAAUGUCACGAUGGAAGGUCCGACUGCUUCAAAACUACAGAGCCUAUGAUGAUAUUGUGGACGUCCCAUCUCAUUUGUUUUACCAAGACACGCUUGUUGCUGAGUUGAAGCGCCCUCGUGACCUACCGUAUUCUAUCGUCUUCUAUGGUGUACAUGGACAGGAAGAAAUCGCAGAUGAUCCGCCGUCUUUCCUAAACAGAGGAGAAGCGGCAGAGGUGGCUGAUCGUGUGGAGGAAUUGAUUAAUCAAUGGCCAACUCCUUUCUGGGGAGAGGCUGACCCAGCGCGCAUUUGUGUACUCUCUCCGUAUCCAACACAGGUGAGAGAAAUCAGAAGACUCCUGCGAGCCAAAUCCUUGAGCGGCGUUAAAGUGGAGGGAGUAACUAAUGUGCAAGGGUUGGAGUUUGACAUAUUAUUCAUUAGCACAGUGAGAACCCACGAUGCCUCUACUGCAGAUGACAGCAGCAAAAAGAACAUGGGGUUCUUGUCUGAUCGCAAGCUACUGAAUACCGCCAUCACUCGGGCACGGUAUCGCCUUGUAAUCAUUGGGGACCCUGUGGCACUUUGCUCCACUGGGGAGUGCGGCGUGGUUUUCAGGAUGAUCCUUAAUAGGUGUAAUAGCAAUAAAACCUUUCAUUACCGCUUAUCUUUUGACAUGGUCAUCAGGAUGACGAAAGAAGCUAAGAGUGAAAGAGAGAACAAACCGGUGCAAAAGCAAGCCCCGACUGCCUCAAGUGUACCAAUGAGAAACGGCCCGCGGUACAUCCCAGCUGUCAACGCAGUCCCUCACAUAUCAGCCCCCGUUUUUCCAAGAGGACCCAUGCCAGGAAACCACAGGAAUGUCCCCUAUAUACAAGAUGGUCCACCCUUUGGAAUUUAUGGUCCUUUUCCAGGAAGACCUCAGAUUUUCAUCCGUCCCCAAGGCCCAUUUUUAAUGCAAAGACCACCCGUCCCUGUACCCGUGCAUUCUGUCCCCUUUGUUAGAAACCCCCCUCAGCAACAUCUACCUAAUGGUUUUGUGCCUCAGCCAGUGCUGCCACAGCAGAUGAAUCUACAACGUCAGUCAGCUCCCUGGGGUGUAACCCAACAAGCUGUACCACAUAACCCUCGUGUUGAAGUGUUGUCAGCACAGAACGGAACUGAAAACAUCCGUUCUGCUUCGCGUAGUUCAACACCUCCUUCUUCGUUCCAUUUGCGCGAUACAACCCCUAAUGUACAGCGGGGUGAAACAAUCAAUCAGCCGAGCUUGACCUCAGGAGAACCCCCGAUGGCACUUCUAUCGUCGCUUCAAUCUAGGUUGAAAGAAGUGCUGUCUGAAGAAAGAGAUUUGUUGGAUACGUUGAAAGCUUCCUCAAAAUCUUCCACUUACUCUGACAUUCAAGAAAACAUUGAUAGACAGAUAAGUCUGAACGAGAAGGAAAGUGAAGUUCUUCAGAAGCGCAUAUCGCUUCAUAGCGCCCUUAGCAGUCUCCUAGAAGGUGGGGAAUCUGAAAGUAACCAUAGUGACAAUAGUGGAUUUGACGCUAUUGAGAGUUCUGUGGCACGACAGAACCCUGAUGACUCGGAUGGAAUCUACACAGAAGAAGAUUACGAAGAUUCUGAGACAGAAGCUUGGUUCAGUGCACAACAGAAAGAUCCCAUCGUUCUGGAUUACAUCAAAGCGUUUGAAACUUUGACAUCCAGAACUGACAAUGAUUCCGAAGAAAGAGCCAUUUCUCCUCCAGUAUCAACCAAAGACAGCUGUUCGCCUGUUUGCAGUGACAGUACCUCAACGUCUAUUGGAGAGAGUCAGGAAUCCUCAUCCUUACAUGGAUGGAUCUUACAGCCCAGUGAGAGUACAGUUUACAUUGAAAAAUACUCCAUCAACGAAGAACACAUGGAAAGGGAAGAGGCACAGUCCAGAGUAGCUUCAGGUGAACUUGAGGCUUGUGCUCUGCAAAUUGAUAACCGCAGUGACGGUAGCACCGCCACUGCUAAGGUUUGUGAUCCAGACAGACCUGACAUUCGCAUCAACAGCCGCACUGACAUAAACAGAGCUUUUAAUGGAGAUAUGGUCGCUGUGGAGAUCACCAACAAGGACCGAGAUACAGGUGAUCCUCAAGGUAAAGUUGUGGCGAUUCUGAAGGAAAUUCACCCCAGGAAAGUAGUUUGCCGUUUGGACAGCCAAGACAGGAAUGUGAUGACGCCCAUUAACAGAUGUAACUCCAAGUUUGUCAUCUUGCAAAGCAGAGACCAUCAAGGGCAGACUGGGGUGGCUGUUUUCGCGAGGAGAGAUGAAAGAAUCAGUGUGACAAGUUUUGUGACGGAAACGGAAGGGAAGUUGUUUCUGGUGCAGCUCAUGAAAUGGGGAGCAAGUUACCGCUACCCUCUUGGCUUCGUUGUACAUUAUUUCAAGGAAGGCGGUGAUCCACACCUGUGCAUCCCAGUGUUGCUCGCAGAACAUGGCGUUCACAAACCACAUGCGAAAAAAAUCCAGAAUGAAGCCAAGAAAGAGUUCCCUCCCAAAUGGAGGAUCCCCGAGACAGAGCGCUCAAAGCGGACGAAUUUUGAAAAUGUGUUCAGCAUCGAUCCCUCUUCUUGCGUUGAAGUCGACGACGCGAUGAGUGUUUGUUGGAAUCAGGACGGAACUUUCAAAAUUGGCGUGCAUAUUGCAGAUGUGUCUUUCUUUGUGACCAAGGAUUCCACAUUGGACAAGGCUGCCCUAUCACAUGGAUCCUCUGUCUAUGGUUCUAAUGAGGCGUCCUACCACAAUUCCAUGCUGCCAUCCUACGUCAGCAAACAGCUUUGCAGUUUAGUUCCUGGUGAAGAAAGGUUGGCAAUUUCAGUUAUCUUUCACCUAAAUGAAGAAGGAGUAGAAGUUGUGCAACCUGAAAUUCAGCGCAGUAUCGUAACGUCUUGCUGUAAGCUAAGCUAUGAUCAGUGUCAAGAUGUUCUUGACGGUAGGAAGGUCGACAACAUCCCUGAACACGUUCAAAAGGGCGCUGGUAUCCUGGGUCAACUUUCUUUUAAAAUGUGGGCGCGAAGAGUGCGUCAAGGCUAUGCGGCCUUAGAACACGUGGUCAUUAAAACAGGCAUGUUGUCUUCCCAAAAGAUAGUAGAGGAGUUUAUGCUCUGGACUAACCGUGCAGUUGCCGAACUACUGCUGCAAAGCCCUCUCGCCAAAACACUGGUACCAUUGCGUCGACAGUUGGCCCCUAAGACCCAUCUUUUGAGAGAGAUUAACGACUUCUGUAUCGAGAAUGGUAUGGAACCGAGGCAAUACCUAGGUCUGCAAUGCAUAAGUGAAAUUUCCGACCACGAAGCUCAUCAGCGCAGCGAGGACUGUGUGACCAUUGGCUUGAAGACGUGGGAGACCGUAUCUGCAGCUUUAGAUGAAAAAGAUAUCGGAAAGGUAACCAUGGCAAUACUGAAGCAUGACAGCAAAGCUGGUGUUGGUAAAAUUCUGAGUCGUUUAGCGUCCAUCCAAGAACAAAGCGGCUACGUUGUGUCCUCCAGAUUACCUCCUGAGCAGCAGCGCCAUUUCGCUCUCAACGCGCCUUCAUACACGCACUUCACGUCGCCAAUAAGACGUUAUAUGGACAUUGUUGUUCAUCGUAUUUUGCUGGCUGUUCUUGAAAAUCACCACAUGCCUUACACAGAGGAAGAAGUGAAGAGUAUUUGUGAGACCUGUCAGAUGAUGUCGUCAAGGAUUUUCAUGUUUGAGAAUCAACUGGCAUCAGUGUCGAGGGCAGAUAUGAUAAAGAGCGACUCCAAGUGGAGGCUUGCUAACGUAGACUGCCUUGCACCAGACUAUAUACUGUUAGGAGGGGAUGAAAUCGAGCAUAUUUCUUCUUUCAACCGCUGUGUCAGGAUCCAUGAUUGCAAGCCGACACAUCGGGAAUGGCUGUCAGAGAAGGAAGAGUUGGUCCUUCGAUGGAAUAUCUUAGAAAUUAACGCAACAGGCCAAAGUGUAAGAACGGAGUGCAGCCAAGAGGAUGUCCCCGAUGAUUUUUCAUCUUCUACACAGCUGGAAUCUUCCGCUGAAGUCGCGCGACAGCUUCUGGAGAUGCCGAAAGAGCUUUGGUUUAAAUUUCUUCAGGGAUUUCGUUCUGAAGAUCUCCAUCAAAUGAACCAACAGCGUCAAAUGAUCGAUGCAAAGGCAGUGGUCCGCCUUGAGGAGAAACCGCUGAGUUCUAGUUGCAACAAUGCUCCAGAAGAAUCCACUCUAAUAAAUUCACGUGGCUGUCAUCAAGAUUUGAGCGCGCAUACCAACUUCUACCAGAGAGGAAAAACCAUUCCCGUCUAUUUAGAUGCUGAAGUACACCGUGGUCUCCCCCGGCCAAGCAUCCUAGCGGUGAGAUUUACCGAGUCGAUCGUGUGCUGUUUGAGGCAUCGCCGUCAUCCUAAUAAGUCCUUUGGAGUUCCACAGAUGGUGCCGACCAAAGCAACGUACAGUGACGCAAAAGAAUAUCAGACAGUUCUGCUGCCACUGCUCCAGUGCGAAGCAGCCACAUCCAGUGUCAAUUCGGAUUCAACUGGUCAAGUUAUUCUUCAAAAUGUUUCUGUUCAGUGGAAUGGAAAUGUCGGCGAGUUUACUCUUUCUAAGAUCUUGUGUGUAGCUCGUGGACUUAAUCUCUCUACUGGUGACUUCCUGUGUCUACGAUGUCACGCUUUACCUUGUAUAGUCCAUUGUUGUGUCACGCAAGUCGACAGCCGCGAUGAGACGGACGUGAUUCAGAUAGACUUAGUGGACCAUCCAGAUGGCUUCUCUGUUGAUGACUUAAAUCAGACUUCGUGGCUGUGUAGUAUAGAAGUCAUCGAACAAGGGCUCUCAUUUCGUCGUAUGAUAAGCGCAGUUAAGCGCCUUGGCGAAGCCACCGAACUUAUCAGAAGUGUUUUCUUGCGAAGGAACAUUCCUAAAUACCUCGCGCGGGCCCCAAUGCUCAAGGGACAAAGAAAGGAAGACACAAAGACUACUCUACACCUCAACCCUGGACAGGAAGAAGCAGUGAAGAAUGCUGUGAAUUUUUCUUUCACCCUGAUACAAGGACCGCCAGGAACCGGUAAGACCUACACUGGCGUAGAAGUUGCUUGUCAAUUUGCUGCCCUGAACAGAAAAGAAGGAAAUGGAGGACAGGUGUUAUUCUGUGCUCCUUCAAAUCAUGCAGUGGAUGUGGCGGCACGGAUACUCCAGACCACAGGACUGAAAGUGUUACGGAUAUAUGGUAAAACGAUCGAGCACCAAACUUUUAAACAGUCACUGAGGACAAACUUGCCCUCAGUACAAAGUGUUAUGGAUAAGAAUUGCGAAGAUAUAUCUUUGCAUUUUCGUGUCCGUAAGCGGAGUAAUCCGCAUUCGUCCAAGCUUAAAUCUAUUGAAGAUGAAGUCAUGCAGCUGAAAAAGAGGGCCAUAGCGAAAGAUCUGGCCAAAAAUCAGGAGAGAAACACAAAGGAUUUGUGUCUGAAAGUACAAGAGUUCUACCAUGUAUUAGAUAAAGCAGAGCGACACGAAAUUGCAGAGACUGGAACGGAAGUAAUUCUGUGCACGUGCAUCGAGGCUGGGAGCUCACGUGUGAAGCGUCACGCACGUGUCUGUCAGGUCAUCAUAGACGAGGCCAGCAUGUGCCUUGAGCCAGAAAGCUUAGUAGCUCUAAAUUCUGCUGGUCAGCCGCUGAAGCAAGUGGUGUUGCUUGGAGACCACAAGCAGUUGGGUGCUGUGAUAAUGAGUUCUGUCCCGCGUAAGCUUGGUCUUGGCAAAUCUUUGUUUGACGUACUCUUUAAUGUCCCGAAUGCAGGCCAAACCUUCUCCUUGUGCAAGUUACAGACGCAGUAUAGAAUGCAUCCAAGUAUUAGGGAGUUUCCUUCAAAACAUUUUUAUGAAGAUCUCCUGAAAGAUUCUCCACAUCUAACCAAACCAAAACGUGUUUCCAAGGGACUGGUACAAAACUUCUGGCCGGGAGGAUCAAAUGUCCGCGUCGUCUUUUGUCAUGUUGUGGGAACUGAGGAGAGUCCCCAAGACUACACGGGUCCUGAAGGCCGCGAGGAGUCUAAGCACAACCCGCAAGAAGUAAAUGUAGUGGUGCUGAGAAGGACUUUGUAGUUUUGUCUACAGUGCGAAGUCUGCCAGUAGAACAGAUCACAGGCAGCUCGGAGAAUCAACAAUGGUUAGCGAAUCACUUAGGUUUUCUUAUCGAUGAGCGGCAAAUGAACGUGGCUCUCACUCGUGCAAAGCACGGUCUAAUAAUUAUUGGUAACCGUCAUUUGUUAGCGGUGCACAACAUGUGGAACAACUUGGUAUCUCACUGUCAGAGAUUGCACUGCUUAGUGGAUGAAAAAUCCUGGCAACCUGCCAAGAACACAUCAUAAGCUGUUCACCUAGCAGAGACUGGUGUCACGCAACGCCAAGCAUUGCGUGACAAGUCGAAAAACUACAUUAUUUCAGAAUUUGUUUCAAUGGCAUAGAAUUUUGGUGGAGUAUCUUGUUAUUUAAAAGCUUAAAUAUAGAGUAGGUAUGUUUUAUUAUUAUUACACCGAAUGGUACAAAUUUAGUUCAACUGAGAAAGGAGGCAUUUAACCCGGUUGCAAAUGGUAAACACGAAAAAUUGGGGAACGUUUUUCUUUAUGGUAUGGAAAAACGAAAUCGCUCUUUGUUAAGGGAUCUUUCUUGGCGCCUUAUCAAUUUAGGUUAUUUGAAUUCAGUUUAAAUUAAUCGUUUUUAUCAUCAAUUACAAGUCCAACCUCGUUCCCAGGGCCUUAUUCCGUAAUUGGGAUGGGGAAAAGGGAAAAGGCCCUGGGAACGAGGUUGUUAUAAGUUAGUUGUUAUAAGUUAUAAGUCUUUGUUUAUCGCCUAGGGGAGGGGGGAUUUCGGAGGAUUUUGGUUGUGUCAUGAUAAAAUUUACCUGAUUCCCCCAUAAGGCUCUGUUAUAAUCCCUAUGAUCCCCCUCAGUGACAGUUAAUUGGAAGUUUAUUGUCUAUAGUCCCCCCCCUCCUUUAUACUCUGUUAGCGACAACUGAUACCCCUCCGUUCUCCCUGAAAACCAUGCGAUCCCCAAAAUUGCUCCGCCCACCUCGUAGAUAAGUAAUGAUUCCCCCUCCCUCAUCGGCAGUCAAUUGUCUGUAUCCCCCCUUUAUACUCUGUUGACGAUAACUGAUGCCCCUCCGUUCUUCCUGAAAACCAUGUGGUCCCCCCCAAAAUCUUCUGCCCACCCCGGAGAUAAGAAAUAAUUCUCCCCUCUACCUCAUUGGCAGUCAAUUGGCAGUCAGUUGUCUGUAGUUUCCCCCCUUUAUAAUCUGAUGGCGAUUACUGAUCCCCCUCCGUUCUCCCUGAAAACCAUGUGAUCCCUAAGAUCCUCCGAACUCCCCCUAACCCCUCCCCUCCCUCGGUAAUAAUUAAUGAUUAGUCCCUUAUAUCUAAUGGUAUCGUAUCUCUGUAAAUUCUUACGCUGUUUUUUUUUUUUUAGCUUUUAUUUUUAACAUAUUGGCUAUGGUGAAACACGAACCAGAAAGAGUUUAAUAGUUAGUGGAAUUUCAUUUUGAAUAGGUAUUUUAUUUCUCAUUUUGUAUAUUUUUUACAAAUGGAUUCUUAAAAUGUCUUUAUUUGUACAUAUUACGCGAACUACAACUUAAGUUAUAAAGCUAGUGCAAAUUCACUCUUUUAACGUAAUUUAUGGCUGCAAAUACGGCACAAAAAUUGUGCAAUUUUUAUAAAUUGCUCGAACUUGUAGUAAUUACACUAAGUUACCUUU